AUGAUAGAGCCCAAGUACAGUGAGAUCCAGCUCAAAGCUUUGGGACUAAUCACCUACCUUCCUGCAUCCUUGUCAUUGGUGGGGUCCAUCAGUAUCGUCUAUUCCAUUCUUUCCUCCCACUACUACCGGAGACAACAGAGAGCAAGGUCUAAAACAUAUGAUAGAAUCAUGCUGGGAUUGAGUUGCAUGGAAGCCACCUGUGCACUUGGAUUGCUCGUGUUUGGAUCGUGGGCCGUCCCACAAGAAGCGAGUGCUUUGUCCUACGGUGCCAGCGGGACUACGGCAACGUGUGAAGCGGCUGGUGUCUUUACACACAUUUUGUUUGGUACGAUGAUGUACACUGCCAUGCUGGCACUCUACUUUUGUUUGCGAGUCAGAUUCCAACUCAAAGAAGAAUUCAUUGCCCGCAGAAUAGAGCCCUUUUUACAUGCCGUUCCCAUUUUGAUGGUUGUGGUAUUCUGUGUGGUGGGCCUCACAGGUGGAUACUUUAAUCCGUUGCCUACCGUGGCGGGGAAUUGUUGGUUCCGGGAUUAUCCUCCCAAUUGUUCUUCCGAUCCCAAUGUGGACUGUAUACGGGGGGAGAACUUUAAACCCAUUGCCAGAGUAGCCGCGACCGGUGUGAUACUCUUUGCCUUUUUGAUUAUUGUCAUUUGCAUGGCAUUGAUUCUGGCCCAAGUCAUGGUGCUCGAGUAUAGACUGCGCAAAUAUGCUCAUCAGGGCGCCGCUCACAACAGCACGCGACAAUGGAAACGGACCAGAGAAGUGGGAUUGCAAGCUCUACAAUACAUUGGAUUCUUUUUUCUUUGUGGGAUCUGGGCCGUGAUUCUCCAGCUCCUGCCAGCACCGACAUUCCCCAUUGUCUUUUGCAUGAAACUAAUGACACCCCUGCAAGGAAUGUUCAAUGCCAUUAUCUUUUGGAAUCGCAAGAAAACGGAAAACUUGUCAAGAUCCUCUAGAAGGACAAGUUCCUCCAAAAGAAGUUCCAUCCGAACGAGUAUCCUGCGCAAGCUGCAGGCAGAGUUGCAAGUCCAGACGGGACAAUCUCUAGAGGAGGCAUCCAAUAAUAGUAAUGGCAUCGUGAGAGAUACAGAAAUGGGGGGACCCGAAACUGAUGAAAAUGAUUGCUCCUUUCAUUGUGAGGAAGAGGUGAACCAGGAGGACAAGACAAACCGGGAUUCGGUACAGUUGCAAAUGCAGGUUGAUUCUCACUCCGUUGGAUCAUCUAUAAAAGAUCAGAAUGAUGGCCGGAGAGAUCCGGAAAAGGGAGACGCAGCAAAUAAUGAUGAAAAUGAUUGCUGCUUUCAGUGUGAGGAAGAAGAGUGA
Seminavis robusta is the source of this 1323-nucleotide messenger RNA. The record is from the annotation of a GenBank genome assembly. Lineage: Eukaryota; Bacillariophyta; Bacillariophyceae; Naviculales; Naviculaceae.